CUAUAUUUGUCUUCAAAGGCACCUGAAAGGCUGUUGAGGAUACCGCUUAGUUUUAAACAACACACACACACACACACACACACACACAUAUAUAUAUAUAUAUAUAUAUAUCAUAGGUCUGAAGCAGUUCAUUUCAUAGUGCUAUCCACGUGUUAUGAGUUGUAGGCUUGUUUCUGGUCUAUGAUGGCAGUAGGUAAAAUUGGAUAUAAUUCUUUUCUGAUAUAUCAUGCUUUACUAUUUUUUAUCUUCUCUUUUAUACUUCUAUGCCCGAGACUAAUAGAGAAAAUGAAGACCAGUCACCUUGGAUCACAUGUUGGAAGCUCGGAAACUCUUGGCUCAAAUUACCGUGAAGCUCAGAACCUAACGAGGAACAGUUAUUUUACUAAGUAAAAUAGCCUAUCUCUCCUUCUGAGUCCUGAGCCGGAGCAAAGGCCACACUGAAAAUGGAAGCCUCUGCGAUAAACUGUACAUCCUUAUAUGCAAAACCAUACAGUAAGAAGGGCCUGUCAUCUUCAAUAACUCUUCUGCGUCGAUCUGAUAUCUACUUACAACGUCUGAAAUCCAAUGUUUAUCUUCAUCCUUCUGUUUCCCUCAGACACAAAGCAUUUCAAUUGGUUGCUUCAUAUGGAACAGAGUUCUCAAGAGGGUUAGAGACAGCUGGAAUCAGUAUCCAUUCAACAAACACCGUGAUGGCUGUUCGUACUAAAUUCCAGUUGCACAAGAAGUGUCACUUUGGAGAACACUUUCUCCUGGUGGGAAAUGAACCUGCCAUUGGCAUGUGGAAUCCUUCAAAGGCUAUACCACUGAACUGGUCUCAUGGAAACAUUUGGACCACUGAGAUUUUUAUAAAAGUUGACUCGCCAAUUCAAUACAAGUUAAUACUCAAACAAAGUUCGGGAGAUAUAGUGUGGCAACCUGGUCCGGACCGAAUAUUUCGUGCUUGGAAAACCAAUAAUCGCAUAAUUGUCAUAGAAGAUUGGGAAAAUGCUUCACUUCAGAAAAUAACCGAAGAGAAAACUAAUAAUCAUAAUGCAGAACUAUUGGUAAACCAUGAUAGGCAACCAACUGAUGCUGAGAAUAUUAGGCGUAUCAGAGAGGAGCUUAAACUGAUGGCGAAAAAGGGUGCAAAGUUUUCUGAAUCAACUACUAGAACUGGCAAUGAUUUCAUUGUUGGAGAGAAGACUAAAUAUUCAACAGAAGGACCUUGGACAAAUGCACACAUGGGAGUUAGCAUUGCAGGCGGUUACAAGAAAGAGGCACCGAUAUACAAGAACAAACCAAGAACUUCGAGAAGAAAAUUUCUGUUAAGUAUGGAAGAUGGAGACUUGGGCAUUCAUGAAGAAGGUUUUGUCCUUGUGCCUGGGUUGAAACAGAUAGUGUCUUAGGACUACUUUUUGAUCAAUUAAGCCUUUCAUUUCGUUAGUUGUUUCACGUUAAUGAGAAUCCAAAAAUUGCUGUGCUUAUCAGCUUCAUGAUUCGGACAAUGAGGAGCCAAUUAAUGUAAAUAUGACCAUGGUUUUGAGGUUUUGCCGGAAUGCCCUCUUUCUUUAAUGCAUUUGUUUCAGUGCCAACCCUCCAGCAUUUGGCAUACUUUCUUAUUGACAACACAUUCUCGUGAUUUUGCAU
This is a messenger RNA of Ziziphus jujuba (common jujube), 1626 nucleotides long. RefSeq lists its product as uncharacterized. Gene Ontology annotation, molecular function: starch binding. NCBI's taxonomy places the organism in Eukaryota, Viridiplantae, Streptophyta, Magnoliopsida, Rosales, Rhamnaceae. Gene Ontology annotation, cellular component: membrane. The record is from RefSeq and is a predicted model, not a curated record. The coding region runs from base 444 to 1385 and encodes 313 amino acids. The transcript has 5 exons.